Pyrus x bretschneideri (Chinese white pear) is the source of this 1285-nucleotide messenger RNA. Its product is annotated as prostaglandin E synthase 2-like. Gene Ontology annotation, molecular function: prostaglandin-E synthase activity. Gene Ontology annotation, cellular component: mitochondrion. The record is from RefSeq and is a predicted model, not a curated record. The transcript has 6 exons. The coding region runs from base 107 to 1078 and encodes 323 amino acids. Lineage: Eukaryota; Viridiplantae; Streptophyta; Magnoliopsida; Rosales; Rosaceae.
UUAAACCCAAACAGGGCUCUUCCAUUUCAACGAAACCCAAAAGUUCGAGACUUGCGACUUCGCGAGGAACGAGAGAGCGACUACAGUGGUCCGAGAUUCGUACACCAUGAGAAGGGUUAACGGAAUCGCUUUCCUCACCAGAGUAGCCAUUUCUAUGGGCGGCGCCACCACAACCACCUCCGCAACUCAACACCGCCUGGUUCACGCAGCGAUGUUGAGCACGUGCUCGAAUUCGAAUCCGUUGUGGUUCACACAGAGGCUCGGCGAUCGCUUCGGCCUAUCGAAACCCUCCUCUGUGCCUCGCUGCGCGGGAGGGCACAUGUGCUUCUCGGCAAACGCCGCCGCGUCUGCGGCUCAGGAGGUGCACCCCCACGUGAAGUCCCUCCCCCAAGACGUCGUGCUCUACCAAUACGAAGCUUGCCCUUUCUGCAAUAAGGUUAGAGCCUUCUUGGAUUACUAUAACAUUCCGUACAAAGUUAUGGAGGUUAACCCCAUCAACAAGAAAGAGAUUGAAUGGUCUGAUUACAAGAUGGUGCCGACCUUGAAAGUCGACGGCGAACAGAUGGUUGAUUCUUCAGAUAUAAUUGAUAAGCUACACCGAAGGAUCAAUCCUGAAAACACCUUGAAUAGCGAAGAAGAAAAGAAAUGGCGUCGGUGGGUGGAUAAACGUUUAGUACAUGUUUUAUCACUAAACUUAUAUCGAACUGUUUCGGAGGCUUUCGAGUCAUUUGACUACAUCACCAGUCGUGGAAAUUUCAGUUUAUAUGAAAGGAUGGUAGCAAAGUACGCUGGAGCUGCUGCUACGUAUUUUGUGUCAAAGAAACUAAAGAAGAGACACAACAUUACUGAUGAACGUGCAGCCUUGUAUGGAGCUGCAGAAACAUGGGUGGAUGCUCUUAAAGGCAGACAAUUUCUUGGUGGAUCAAAUCCUAAUUUGGCCGAUCUUGCUGUAUUUGGUGUUUUGAGGCCUAUUCGGCACCUUAAAUCUGGCAAAGAUAUGGUGGAGAACACGCGGAUCGGUGAAUGGUAUACUCGAAUGGAAAGUGCUGUGGGAGAGCCUGCCAGAGUCGGAGUCUGAAGGUGGAACUUAUUUGUUGCUUCAGAUAUCAUGGAUAAAUGACAUCCCUUGAACUUUACCUAGUAUGUUACUGGUAAUAUGCAUCAUGAGAUAUUCAGACUUCGCAUCAAGUUUUUUUUUUUUAAUAAUUAUUUUAGGAUAUGAGUUGUUAUGGUUGAUCUUGUUAUUAAAAUAUACAAAUAAAAAGAAAAUCUGUCAAAUUAUUUC